This is a messenger RNA of Coccinella septempunctata (seven-spotted ladybird), 3256 nucleotides long. RefSeq lists its product as uncharacterized. Gene Ontology annotation, biological process: long-chain fatty-acyl-CoA metabolic process. The transcript is spliced from 16 exons. The record is from RefSeq and is a predicted model, not a curated record. NCBI's taxonomy places the organism in Eukaryota, Metazoa, Arthropoda, Insecta, Coleoptera, Coccinellidae. Gene Ontology annotation, cellular component: peroxisome. Bases 49 to 3213 code for a protein of 1054 amino acids. Gene Ontology annotation, molecular function: alcohol-forming very long-chain fatty acyl-CoA reductase (NADP+) activity.
GAAGGUGUGAAUCAUACGAGAGAAAGUAGAGGUAUCUUCGCGGAUGACAUGGAGCAGAUGGAGCAAAUCAGCAGGAUUGCUGCAGGUUUCGAAGACACCACAGUGUUCCUCACAGGAGGCACGGGCUUUAUCGGCAAGUUAUUCCUGGAAAAACUGCUAAGGAUGUCUAAGACCGUGAAAGUUCUGAUCUUAGUGAGACCCAAGAAGGGCAAAGAUACGUUGACUAGGUUCCAGGAGAUAUUUGAUGGCCCAAACAUGGUACCAAUGAAAGUGAAAAAUCCCAAGUUCUCAAAACAGAUACAUUUGGUGAAUGGCGAUUGUGUGGAGAAAGACUUGGGUCUUUCUGAAGAAGACAAGCACACGUUGAUCCAAGAAGUCAACUUUGUAAUCCAUUGUGCAGCAACAGUGAGGUUAGACCAAGACCUUAAGACGGCUGCGUAUAUAAAUGUACGAGCCGUGAAAGAUCUAAUCGCUAUGGCCAGGAAAAUGAAGAAAUUGAGGGGAUUCUUACACGUCUCCACAGCCUUCUCAUGCUGCCUUCAAGACGAAAUAGACGAGAAAUUUUACGAGCCCGGUAUGAAGGGAGAAGAUUUGUUACACAUUGUAGAAGCGAUGAAUCCGGAAAGAUUGACGGCCAUCACACCAUCGUUGCUCAUGGAUUGGCCAAAUACGUAUGUUUUCACGAAAGCCAUAUCUGAAGAUCUGUUGAAAAGGGAAUCCGGAUAUUUGCCGAUCGCUGUGUUGAGACCUUCCAUUGUUAUAGCGUCCAAAACUGAGCCGGUGACUGGUUGGAUAGACAACCUUUAUGGUGUUACUGGAGCGUUCGUAGCAGGAGGCGUUGGUUUCAUGAGAGUAUUCCCAAUGAACGUUGAUAAAAAAACAGACAUAAUACCUGCAGACUACGUGACCAACGCCGGUUUUGCAGUGCUCUGGGACAUAUCAGAAAGAAGAUCUUUGAAUGAGAAUUCAGAAGUUCCCAGUGAAGAAAGGGAUGACCAAGUACCCAUAUUCAAUGUGGUGAGUUCAGUGGAAUGUCCCAUUACUUGGGGACAUGCCCAUCAGCUGGUUCAAAAAAUGGCAAACAAGAUCCCUACAGUAAUGCUUAUUUGGUAUCCCAUAGCCUUCGUCUCCUCUAACAUCCAGUUAUGCGCAAUCAUAGCCUUUUUCCUGGAAACCAUUCCAGCCUACUUGGUGGAUGCCCUAUGUUACUGCAUUGGUAAAGAACAGAUGAUGGUCAAGGGAUACCAAAAACUGAACAAAUUCACGAAAAUUGUCAGUCAGUUCAGUACGAGAGAAUGGAAGUUCAAGAAUGACAACCUUCAAGCGCUUUGGCGCAAGUUGGAACCUGAAGAUCGCAGAUUGUACCCUUUCAGCAUGAAAAAUUUCGACUGGACAGACUAUGUCUACUUUUACGUCCGAGGGGUUAGGGUUUAUCUCCUGAAAGAUCCCCUGGAUACCGUGCCCAAAGGAAGGACCAAGUUUCGGCUUUUAACCAUACUACAUUUCACCUUUGUCGCUGUAAUAGGGGCUCUCAGUUUGGCGCUGUUGAAAUUCUUUGUGUAUUUCGAAUGUGCAUACAUAGGGGUGAAAACUGAAUCGAAAAUUCUUAUACACCAUUAUUCAGUUUCAAGAACCAUGGAAGGUGGUAAUCAUACGAGAGAAAGUAGAGGUAUCUUCGCGGAUGACAUGGAGCAGAUGGAGCAAAUCAGCAAGAUUGCUGCAGGGUUCGAAGACACCACAGUGUUCCUCACAGGAGGCACGGGCUUUAUCGGCAAGUUAUUCCUGGAAAAACUGCUGAGGAUGUCUAAGACCGUGAAAGUUCUGAUCUUAGUGAGACCCAAGAAGGGCAAAGAUACGUUGACUAGGUUCCAGGAGAUAUUUGAUGGCCCAAACAUGGUACCAAUGAAAGUGAAAAAUCCCAAGUUCUCGAAACAGAUACAUUUGGUGAAUGGCGAUUGUGUAGAGAAAGACUUGGGUCUUUCUGAAGAAGACAAACAGAUGUUGAUCCAAGAAGUCAACUAUGUAAUCCAUUGUGCAGCAACAGUUAGGUUUGACCAAGAACUGAAGACUGCAGCGCGUAUAAAUGUACGCGCCGUGAGAGAUCUAAUCGCUAUGGCCAAGAAAAUGAAGAAGCUGAGGGGUUUCUUACACAUAUCCACAGCCUACUCAUUCUGCCCCCAAGAAGAAAUCGACGAAAAAUUCUACGAACCCGGUAUGAAGGGAGAAGAUUUGUUACACAUGGUAGAAACGAUGAAUCCGGAGAGACUGAAGGCCAUCACACCGUCGUUGAUCAAGGAUUGGCCGAAUACGUACGCCUUCACGAAAGCCAUAGCUGAAGAUCUGCUGAAAAGGGCCGCUGGAAAUUUGCCCAUUGCAGUGUUGAGACCUUCCAUUGUUAUAUCGUCUAAAGCUGAGCCGGUGGCUGGUUGGAUAGACAACUUUUAUGGCGUUACCGGAGCCUUCGUCGCAGGAGGUCUUGGUGUCAUGAGAGUAUUCCCGAUGAAGGUUGGAAACAAAACAGACAUAAUACCUGCAGACUACGUGACCAACGCCGGUUUUGCAGUGCUCUGGGACAUAUCAGAAAGAAGAUCUCUGAAUUGGAAUGCAGAACUUCCAAGGGAAGAGAAAGAUGAAGAAGUACCCAUAUUCAACGUGGUCAGUUCAGUGGAGAGUCCCAUCACUUGGGGACAAUUCCAUCAGUUAGGUGAGAAAAUGGGACGCAAGAUCCCUACGGAAAUGCAGAUCUGGUAUCCUGUAGCCUUCGUCUCCUCCAACCUCCAGUUAUGCGCAAUCAUGGCCUUCCUUCUGCAAACCAUUCCCGCCUACUUAGUGGAUGCCGUAUGUUACUGCAUUGGUAAAGAACCGAUGAUGGUCAAGGGGUACGAAAAACUCAAUAAAUUCACUAACGUCAUCACUUACUUCAGUACGAGAGAGUGGAAGUUCAAAAACGACAACCUCCAAGCUCUUUGGCGCAAGUUGGAACCUGAAGAUCGCAGAUUGUACCCGUUCAGCAUGAAAAAUUUCGAUUGGACCAACUAUGUCUACUUCUACGUCAGAGGUAUCAGGGUUUAUCUCCUGAAAGAUCCCCUGGAUACCGUGCCUAAAGGAAAGACCAAGUUUUGGCUCUUAACCAUACUACAUUUCACCGUUGUCGCCUUACUAGGGGCUCUCGGCUUAGUGCUGUUACAUUUUUUGUUCAAACGACUCGUUUAAUGCAAGCCUAGAUUUAAUUUAAAUAAAAUAAUUGUACCUCGAA